Messenger RNA from Cornus florida, 732 nucleotides. RefSeq lists its product as uncharacterized. Bases 1 to 732 code for a protein of 243 amino acids. The transcript has 2 exons. Lineage: Eukaryota; Viridiplantae; Streptophyta; Magnoliopsida; Cornales; Cornaceae. The record is from RefSeq and is a predicted model, not a curated record.
AUGACAGAGUUGAUGGUUAGAGCAUGGAAGCACAUGAACGCUGAGGAUGCUAUGAAUGCACGAAAAAACAAAGAUGGUGAAAAUAAGAGGUCGGAGAAGAAGAGGCCAGCACCUAACACUAGGGAGGAAAAGGAAUCGAAGUACAAAAAAUUCUCAAACAACCAGGCUGACAGAUCGUCUCGCCGCCCAAUUCAAGAUGACGCAUCAUUGAAAUGGCCGCCAAAGCUAAAAGCUGAUCCAACAAAGAGGUCUCUAGGUAAAUACUGUAGGUUUCACCGGGACCAUGGACAUAACACAGAAGAUUGUUUCAACCUCAAAAACCAGAUCGAGAACCUUGUUCGUAAAGGUCAUUUACGCAAAUUCACAAUUAAAAAUGGAAAAGGAGGCUCCAACCCAGCCCGGGAGGGCCGAGAUGAUCUCCCUUCUCAACACCAACCAAUGGGUGAGAUCAAAGUUAUAUCGAGUGGCUUCGCUGGUGGUGGUGAGACUAGUUCGGCUCGGAGGGCUCAUGCUUGGAGUAUUUGGAGUUUUUCAGAGGUGAAUGAAGUUGGAAUGACAAGUCCUGCAACAAAAUUACCUCGAGUUGAUAAGCCAAUCAUAACCUUUUCUGAAGAAGAUGACAAGGGAAUUCACCAGCCCCAUGAUGACCCCCUGGGCAUACGAGAAAUUGAAAAUUGGCCGAGAGAAGCUCCGACCCAUGAAAUCACCACUGGUGGGAUUUUCAGGCGAUAA